This is a messenger RNA of Guyanagaster necrorhizus, 1379 nucleotides long. Its product is annotated as 3-isopropylmalate dehydrogenase. The transcript is spliced from 5 exons. Gene Ontology annotation, molecular function: magnesium ion binding; 3-isopropylmalate dehydrogenase activity; NAD binding. The record is from RefSeq and is a predicted model, not a curated record. Bases 85 to 1227 code for a protein of 380 amino acids. Gene Ontology annotation, biological process: L-leucine biosynthetic process. Gene Ontology annotation, cellular component: cytosol. Lineage: Eukaryota; Fungi; Basidiomycota; Agaricomycetes; Agaricales; Physalacriaceae.
UCGGCCGACACCAUCGGAGCAUUUCGGACAUUGAGUCUUGGGACAGGAAGAAUUUGCUGCUUUCUCACAAACUACAUCCUCGCAAUGUCUCCAAGAUCGUUUCGAAUCGUCGUCCUUCCCGGGGAUGGUAUUGGCCCAGAAGUCGUCAGCCAGGCCGUUAGAGUGUUGGAACUAGUCUCUUCUUCAUCGUCAGAUUUCGAUCUCAAGUUAGAGACACACGACUUUGGCGGCUGCGCGAUAGACAAAACGGGCGAGCCUUUGCCCCCGACCACCCUCAAGGCGUGCCAGGAGGCUGAUGCGAUUCUCAUGGGUUCCAUUGGAGGUCCCAAGUGGGGUGUCGACGCCAAAAUUCGCCCAGAACCUGGCCUUCUUGCCCUCCGGAAGACACUAGGUCUGUACGCGAAUAUCCGCCCGGCCAAUCUCGCCUCGGAAUCUCUUCUUGAGUACACACCCUUAAAACCGUCCGUCGCUCAGGGCGUAGACAUGAUUGUCGUCCGUGAGCUGAUCGGAGGACUCUAUUUUGGUACUCGCAAAGAACAGGGUGUUGAGCCAGACGUAGACACCGCAUGGGACAGUAUGAUCUACAGUGUUUCUGAAGUUCAACGAAUUACAAGGGUCGCUGCCCAGAUCGCGUUGGCAGCUGACCCGCCGUUGGAAAUCCACUCGAUCGACAAGGCCAAUGUCCUCGCGGCUUCACGUCUGUGGAGAAAAGUCGUCACAGAAACAUUGUCAAAAGAGUAUCCCCAGCUCAAACUAGAUCAUCAUCUUGUCGAUUCAGCGGCAAUGCUAAUUGUCGCCAGUCCCAAACGAUUGAAUGGUGUUAUUCUCACCGAGAAUUUGUUUGGAGACAUUCUUUCUGACCAGUCAAGUGUCAUUCCUGGGUCUUUAGGUCUCCUCCCGUCUGCCUCAUUAGCCGGUGCGCCGUCUGCGCCAUCUGCAGAUUUCAAACCGACACCAGGUUUGUACGAACCUAUUCACGGUUCAGCGCCAGAUAUUGCCGGCAAGGGUAUUGCAAACCCGAUCGGCACCAUCCUGAGUGCUGCCAUGCUUCUACGGUACUCCCUGGGUCUGGAGGCGCCAGCGAAGGCUAUCGAAACCGCAGUAAGGAAGGUCUUGGACACUCCUGAGCUAGGCGGGCAUGGCUUAAGGACGGCGGAUCUCGGAGGCAGCAUUGGAACCACUGAGCUUGGAGAUCAUAUCAUAGAAGUAUUGAAGAGCAUAUUGUAAAGUAAGUGUUAAGAGAGAAACUCUGUAUGCAUUAGACGACUUUGGAGAGGUAGCUGGGUCCUUGACACAGCGACCGUUCUUCAAAGGUGAUACCUGAACUUUGCAAAGCUGAAUGUUCCAGAAUCAGUUGACCUUUGGUUACACUGUUAGAG